Amborella trichopoda is the source of this 1262-nucleotide messenger RNA. RefSeq names its product tubulin folding cofactor B. The record is from RefSeq and is a predicted model, not a curated record. NCBI's taxonomy places the organism in Eukaryota, Viridiplantae, Streptophyta, Magnoliopsida, Amborellales, Amborellaceae. Gene Ontology annotation, molecular function: microtubule plus-end binding; alpha-tubulin binding. Gene Ontology annotation, cellular component: nucleus; cytoplasm; microtubule plus-end. Gene Ontology annotation, biological process: post-chaperonin tubulin folding pathway; tubulin complex assembly; cytoplasmic microtubule organization.
UCCAGCCAGGGCACCAAAAGAAAGAGAAUCAGCCAAAAGCAUCCCCACUUUAUAUUUUUAAUAUGUUAGAAAAUUUAUUCUCUUUCUUUAUUUUCCAUUUGCCGAUUUGCUGGGCCGGAUUGUCACCACCGACCACCCAAUCCUGACCAAUUUUUUGGACUGGGUUUCAAGUCGACGGUCCGUGCUUUUAAACCUUGGUUGGAACAGACUCUUCCUUUCCUCCGUCACUACUCCGCCACGCCUUCCCGCUCUCUCUCUCUCUCUUUCGCCGCGCCCGCCUCUCCAGGCUUCUAGUUUCAGUGCCGAAUAGGACCAAAAUUGGUAUUGAUUUUGAAAUCUUGUAAGCAUCAAAGAGGAACAUAGUGACAGCAAUGUCAUCCUCUCUCUACGUCCCUGCUGAUGAGACUGUCGUGCUGCACGUCACUCAUUCGAACCUCAAGAGCUUCUCCACUGACAUGCGCUUCCCUCUGCAGACUACUGUCGAAGCUGCAAAGGAAAGACUUUGGAAAAAAUGUGGUACAUCUGUGGACUCAAUGUGCCUUGAACUCUACGAUGUUAAUGGAAUCAAAGUUUGCGACCUGACUGACAAUAUGAGUCCCCUUGGAGUUUUCUCUCCACAAGAUGGGUACAGGAUGCAUGUCAUAGAUCUGGAUCCAUCCUCAGUGACUGCUGGUGGUUGGUUGGAAGACACUUCAUUGGUUGAGAAAUAUUCAAUUUCUGAAGAUGCCUAUGACAAACUUGGUGGUACCUUUAGAAAAUUCAAAGAGAAGUUGGCAUCUGAGAAACCCAGUGCAAAUAUUGUAACUGAUAACUACAUGGAGGAUCUAUGCAAAACUAUCAAGGUUGGCGACCGAUGUGAAGUAGAACCUGGAGAGAAAAGAGGGGUUGUAAAGUUUGUUGGUAAAGCUGGAACAUUGGCACCUGGGUUUUGGGUUGGAGUUCAGUACGAUGAACCUCUUGGAAAGCAUGAUGGCAUGGUGAAGGGGAAGCGCUACUUCGAAUGUCCUCCUCUCCAUGGAGCAAUGCUUAGACCAGACAAAGUUAAGGUUGGAGACUACCCUGAACGAGACCCAUUUGAGGAAGAUGAAAUUUAAAUCUGGAGUCAGUUUCUAUGAUUAGUUUUUUGCAAUUUAUGUUAACGUGUGAUCGUAUUUGAAGAUUUAUAUGGGUACACUGAGUGUAAACAGAUUUUUCCUUGAUUUGCUAAUUUUCUAGUUAUGUUGAUAGAUAUAUUUAUAUUGAUCUAACGUACCUUUCAUUGA